Fusarium sp. VM40 is the source of this 780-nucleotide messenger RNA. The record is from the annotation of a GenBank genome assembly. Lineage: Eukaryota; Fungi; Ascomycota; Sordariomycetes; Hypocreales; Nectriaceae.
AUGCCGUCACUUUCAGGCCUCCGUCUUGGGAUUGGCAUGGACGCUACUAAGCAAUUUGUGUCCAACCUAGACGCCGUGUCAAUCAUACUUCUCACUGUCACACUCGCCGCUUUCCUCGUCCCCAUCUUCAUCCUCUUCCCACCCGUCACCGUGGAUUGCAGCGAUGUCCUCCGGCAGACCCACUCACGGGCCGGUGACGACCUCCGUCGUGAAUCGUCGGGCCACCGGGUUUCGGAGGUGAAAAGUCGGCACAUCUCCCCCGUUGAGUCGUGCCGAGGAAUUGAGCUCCAGAGCAACGUGACUUCUUCAUCUGAUAGUAUGGAAUACCAUCGGCUGUAUACGUUCGCUCAACUAGACCCUCAAGUUGGUGAGGGAGAUAGCCCUGUGUGGGAAGCCAUCUCAAGCGAACACUUCCCAUUGCUGGCCAAUAUUGAAGUCGACCUCUGGACACCCGAUCCCAACAAGUCAAGCCGUCUACUAGGCAAGGUAGAUGGCUCCUUUCUUGUCUUGCGGUUCCCCUGGACAGAUGCGGGACUUGUGCAACAGGUCUCGGCCAAGAUCAGCCAUGGAUUUGGCGCAUCACCGGAGAAAGAAUUCAUGCUGCCGGUGUCAUUUCCAGACGAGACUGAAAUUCGAGUACAGGGUUACUCUUUCGCCGAGGUUAAGAUUGGGGGUAAUAUCACCACAGCAUUGAAUAUGGAUGUAGAACUCCCUGCCGAGCUGGCUCGGUAUUUGGGGGUAGAACAUCAUCUUGGGAUCUUUAGGGUAGAUGAACCGUGA